AUGCCUUUUGAAAGUGUUACUGUAAACCGUCCAAUCUCUUCAACUUCUAUUCUAACCGAGAGCUGCAUCCCAAUGGCGCCGACAGCAGAGAAUGGCGUCAUCUCGCCACUGUUCACACUAGAAGAAGACUCUGAAGCGGCUGUGGUUACGCAGUUGGAACCAACCCGCGAAAUUCCCGCGUGUAUCAUGACUUGCUUCUUCGAUCUGGAUGAUACCCUGUAUCCUGGUAGUGCUGGCCUCGGCCCAGCCUGUGUGAAGAACAUCGAAGAUUACAUGAUUCAACGGCUGGGAUUCUCAGCAGACACAGCAGGCGAGGAGGCCAUCAGGCUGUACAAGGAGCAUGGCACCACCAUGGCUGGACUCAGGGCAGAGGGUUACGCCUUCGACUUUGAUGACUGGCAUGCAUUCGUCCACGGCCGGCUGCCAUACCACCUGCUGAAGCCAGACCCCGCCUUGAGGCACCUGCUCGACUCACUUCCUCAACGCAAAUUUGUGUUCACUAAUGCCGAUCGCAUGCACGCCAGUCGCUGCCUGCGCCUGCUCGGCCUCGAAGGCUGCUUUGACGCCGUGAUUGCAUUCGAGGACGUCAUGGCGCAGCGCCCCUCUCUGCCCUUCUCCCUCCGAAACGACUUCCAUCCCUCAUGCACCUCUGACACCUCUGACGGUUCUGAUGGUUCUGGCAAUCCUAAUGGCUCUGACGGCUCUGACGGCUCUGACGGUCUCCUGGACUCCGACCGCGGUCUGCAGUUGUCCUCCCUGCCUCCCAUUCCUUCCGCCUCCUCCACUGCCUCUCUCCCCUCCACUAACCUGUCAAGUGAUUGCACCGAGGGCAGUGGCAGCAGUGGCAGCAGCUCUCCAGAGCGUUUGCUACCAAUCAUUAUCCAGGGUCAGCAAGAAGGUCCAAAUGAGCAGCAGCAGCAGCAGCAGCAGCAGCAGCAGCAGCAGCGUGGUUUAGAGCAUCAGAAACCGAAGCAGGUGAACCUCCCACAGGUGCCUCCUUUCCGCUGCAACAGUCGCCGCUGCGUCAGCGCAGAUGCACUGGUGGAGCAUGCCUCUGCUCACCCUCUUUCUGCUCACGCUCACCGUGACGCCGCCAGACUGGCAGCAGCUUCUCCAGCAGCAGAAGCAGCAUCACCACCAACACCAACACCAACAGCACCUGCAGCAGCUGCUGCAGCAUCUGCAGUGGCGCAGUCGUGGACGAGUCAGGCCGGGCCGCUCAUCUGCUGCAAGCCCCAAGCUGAGGCGUUCCAGCGGGCAGUGGUUGGCAUCGCACACGCUGACCCGCACUCAUCGAUCUUCUUUGAUGACAGCACUCGCAACAUCGCAGCAGCCAAGAGAUUCGGCAUGCACACAGUUCUGGUUGGAACAUCACAAUUAUCAGCAGGAGCCGAUUAUGCUAUAGCAGAUAUCCAUGAAAUGAGGAAGCAGACUCCGGCAUUGUGGAAAGUGUCUGAAAGUGAAGUGACAGAAAUAGUGACAGAAGACGUAAGAGAGUCCCCAUGCAUCUGCCAUCAAAACAGAAACCUGGGCCUUGUGUUGGCAUGA
Closterium sp. Yama58-4 is the source of this 1548-nucleotide messenger RNA. The record is from the annotation of a GenBank genome assembly. NCBI's taxonomy places the organism in Eukaryota, Viridiplantae, Streptophyta, Zygnematophyceae, Desmidiales, Closteriaceae.